This is a messenger RNA of Solanum tuberosum (potato), 922 nucleotides long. RefSeq names its product AT-rich interactive domain-containing protein 5-like. Gene Ontology annotation, biological process: regulation of transcription by RNA polymerase II. Gene Ontology annotation, molecular function: DNA binding. Lineage: Eukaryota; Viridiplantae; Streptophyta; Magnoliopsida; Solanales; Solanaceae. Gene Ontology annotation, cellular component: nucleus. Bases 538 to 900 code for a protein of 120 amino acids. The record is from RefSeq and is a predicted model, not a curated record. The transcript is spliced from 5 exons.
UGUAGAGAUGCUGGACGUUGAAACGAAUGUCCCUGCUAGUGAUGUCCUUGUGUCCAAUGAUUCACCGAUCAAGUACGAAAAUGGUGUUAAGACUAGCAAAAGCAAUGAUGAGGACAAGACACAUGAUCAGAGUGAUUCAAAGGGAGAGGACUCGAAGAAUGCUAGAAGUGAGACAGAGGACCAGCUCAACUCUAAGAGUCAGCCAGAGGCACACGACAAUGUGGUGCUGGAGAACAAAACACCUACUAUUGAUGCUGGAACGGAUGAUAUGGUAAGUGGCUACGUGAAGGUGACUGAUGAUGAAGUACAGAAUAUUGAUGAAGGAGAAGUGAAUGAUGUUCAUCAGAGUGAGAAAAUGAUCUAUGAGGUCAAUCAGAAUGGGAAUAAUUUGCUGGUUGAUAGAUCAGUGGAUCCUCAGAUAAAGACAAAUGCUACAACUGUUACCACUGAUGGUGAUGCUAGGUCGGACGAGUUUCCGAAAGUGACAUCGAAGUUACGGAUUUUUCUAUUGGAAAAGCGCCAGAACCAGCUAGUCCAAUGUUUCUGAUCAAUCCUGCAACUGCAAAUGCUGGACAACAUAGUGGGGAAGCAUCUGAGAAUAUUUCUGCAAUGAUGGCUGAUGGUGAGGAUGAUGAAUGCUCCCCUGAGGAUCAAGCUGCAUUUAUAGGAAAACUAGGCACCUUUUACCGGGAGAAGGCGAUGGAAUUUAAACUACCUAAGUUUUAUGGUCAUCCGCUUAAUUGCCUAAAGUUAUGGAGAUCUGUGAUCAGAUUAGGUGGCUAUGAUCGGGUAACUGGAUUCAAAUUGUGGCAGCAAGUGGGAGACUCCUUUAAUCCCCCCAAGACUUGCACUACUGUUUCUUGGACAUUCCGCAGCUUCUAUGAGAAGGUAAUAACCUGAAGUUAUCUUCCCUUGAUAGUUU